This is a messenger RNA of Frieseomelitta varia, 591 nucleotides long. RefSeq lists its product as uncharacterized. The record is from RefSeq and is a predicted model, not a curated record. Gene Ontology annotation, biological process: translation. Gene Ontology annotation, cellular component: cytosolic small ribosomal subunit; ribosome. Gene Ontology annotation, molecular function: structural constituent of ribosome; protein binding. Lineage: Eukaryota; Metazoa; Arthropoda; Insecta; Hymenoptera; Apidae. The transcript is spliced from 5 exons. The coding region runs from base 121 to 519 and encodes 132 amino acids.
ACAGGAGUCUUUUCCACCAUUAUUACGCCGUGAGUCGCUGUGAGAAGGUGCAAGUUCUUUGUCCAUAUUUUUGCUGCGACAAGCAUUAUUCAGUUGAAUUAUUGAAGUACGAGAUCAAACAUGCAGUUGCAAAUCAGAGGAGAAAGUACAGCUGUGAUCGAAUCACAUGAAAAUGAAACCAUUGCAGAUUUAAAGAAAAAAAUUGUGGAGGCAGAGGGUGCUGUAAAUACAGAAUUCAACUUAUAUUGUUCUGGCCUUUUAUUACAAAAUGAUACUUUAGUUGGAGAUCUUGCAUCAAAUGUUUUAGAGUUGACAGUUUCUCUUCCUGGUGGUAAGGUCCACGGGUCUUUAGCUCGCGCUGGAAAAGUAAAAGCUCAAACACCAAAGGUGGAAAAACAAGAAAAGAGUAAAAAGAAAACUGGUCGAGCUAAAAGGCGGAUUCAAUAUAAUCGAAGAUUUGUUAAUGUUGUUCAAACUUACAGUCGUCGACGUGGACCUAAUGCUAAUUCAAAUUCCUAAUUUUGUUUAUAUAUAUAAUAUAUCUAUCUAUAUGCAUACAUAAUGAAAAUAAAGUAAAAAAAUUAAAUGUAA